GGACACUCUGAUUUCCAAAAGGGUGAUCUUGUUUGGGGAACAACUGGAUGGGAAGAGUACAGUCUGAUUACAGAACCUGAAACUCUCUUUAAAAUCCAACACUCAGAUGUACCCUUAUCUUACUAUUUGGGAGUUCUUGGUAUGCCUGGUUGUUGUGUGGUCCCGCACCAUGUGAUGGGGGACCACCACAUUAAUUAAGGAGGCAGCUGGCUGUCUCUUUGGUUUAAAUUAAAUGUCUGGCUACUGUAGAUGGCAGUAGCAAAUUUGAACGAGAGAGUAGAGAAAAACCGAGAGAAAGAAAGAAGAGGAGGCAGCAGAGCAGUCUGUCUUCGUUCUUCGAUUUCCAGUUCGUUCACCGUUGGAUCGGGCUGAGAUUUGGACAGCAGCUUCUAGACACGUUACUCUUCAUUCUGAACGGUUGGAUUGAAGAUUGGUGGUGUGGAAGCUGGUCGUUUGGACAGAAAACGGGGCUGUCAGUGUUGUGAGCUUUUCUCUAACAUUACUCUCUUUAAUCUUGUUGUAAUCCGAGAAUAAGUUGUUCUUGAUGAUAUAUAUGUUGUAGCCCUUAGUUGAAUCUGAGGAAGAACAAUUGUGAACCCAUUAUUUGUGAUAGUGGAAGUUUUUAGGUGGACUCCGGUCCCGUGGUUUUUUCCCGCAUCGGGUUUUCCACGUAAAAAUCUUGGCGUUGAUUUGUGUGAUUGUUGCAUUAUAUUUGUUCAUUGUUUGAUUCUGUUUUUACUGCACAAAGAGGGAAAAAGGAUUGGGACUUGUGAAUUGUGAAUUGUAUUCCGCUGAAUUGAUCCGGUUAGUUGUCCCUAGUUUUCCCAACAAAGUGGUAUCAGAGCAUUUGGUUGUGUAGAUUGAAUUCUUGUGCAGUUAAAAUGGAAAAGGAAGAUUCGGGUAUGAUAAAGCUCACUUCCUCAAAUUAUUUUCUAUGGAAAACAAUGAUGGAGGAUCACUUAUAUUGCAAUGAUUUGGCUUUGCCGAUUGAAUGUAAAGGAAUAAAGCCUGAUGAUAUGGAUGAUGCAAAAUGGAAUGGACUAAAUUGAAAGGCUACCGCUAAUGUUAGAAAAUGGGUAUCUUCUAAGUCCAUUAAUCAUAUUUCUCAAGAACAUGACUGCUAUACAGUUUGGAAGAUGUUGGAAGAAACAUUUGCCAAGGAGAAUGCACAAAACAAGGUUUUUGUAAUUAGAGACCUUGUAAAUUUGAAGUAUAGAGAUGGUGAAGAUGCUUCAGUGCAUAUAAAUGUUUUUCAAGGGUUCUUGAAUCAGCUGUCAUUGAUGAACCUUGAGUUAGCCGAUGAAAUGCAAGCAUUAAUCCUAUUGAGUUCAUUGCCGGAUAGUUGGGAGACUUUGGUGGUGUCACUUAGCAAUUCUACUCCGAAUGGAAAGAUCACUUUGAAAACAGUGAAGGAUUGCAUCCUCAAUGAAGAGAAGAGGAGGAAAGGGACAAGUAUUUCCAAGUCUCAUGCACUUGUUACAGAAAGUCGAGGGAGAAGUCAAAGCAGGUUCUCUCACGGCAAGCAAGAUGGAGAAUCCAGCAAUAGAAAAGGCAAAUGGAAGCCAAGAGGAAGAUCUCAGUCAAGGAAGGGUUUCAAGUGUUAUUAUUGUGACAAGCCUGGGCAUAUGCAAAAGGAUUGCAGAAAGUAUAAAAGAGAUAAAAAGGGUAGAGAUGAAGACAAGAAUGAAGAGAAUGGUACAGCUGCAGUUGUAUCUGAUGGUGAUGUUGCCAUUGUGUGUGAUGAUGGCUGUGUUAAUCUUGCAUGUCAAGAUACCACCUGGGUUGCAGAUUCAGCAGCUUCUUACCAUGUUACACCCCGACGUGAUUUUUACACAUCCUACACUGUUGGUGACUUUGGUCAAGUUAGGAUGGGAAAUCAAGGGAUGGCUAGUGUUGUGGGCAUUGGAGACAUUUGGUUGGAAACCAAUACUGGGUGCAAGUUGCUACUCAAAGAUGUUAGGCAUGUGCCUGAUAUGCGCCUACAUUUGAUCUCUACUGGUACUCUUGAUGAAGAAGGCUAUCACAGUUACUUUGGAGAUGGUAAAUGGAAGCUCUCCAGAAAUUCCCUAAUUGUUGCUAAAGGGAAGAAGAUAGGUCUCUACAUGUCACAAGCCAAGGUGAUCAAAGGGGAGGUGAAUGCAAUUGAAGAUUGCUCUACAGAUCUAUGGCAUAAGCGGCUUGGACAUUUGAGUGAGAAAGGCCUUGACAUCCUUGCCAAGAAGAACUACCUUCCAUUGAAAGGUAUGAACUUGAACACAUGUACUCAUUGUUUAGUUGGUAAACAACAUAGAGUUGCAUUUCAAAGAUCACCUUCACAUAAAAGGUCACAUGUUCUUGAUUUAGUUCAUACUGAUGUUUGCUCUGUGAUUGAUAAGUCUCUUGGAGGUGCAUUGUACUUUGUUAGUUUUAUUGAUGAUCACUCCAGGAAGAUUUGGGCCACUUGUUUGAAAUCCAAAGAUCAGGUGCUUGAUGUCUUUAAGGAUUUCCAUGCCAGAGUUGAAAGAGAAACUGGUAGAAAGCUGAACUGUGUUCGAGCAGACAAUGGUGGUGAAUACAGAGGUCCUUUUGAGAAGUACUGCAGGGAACAUGGUAUCAAGUUGGAGAAGACCGUUCCUAAGACUCCACAGCAGAAUGGAGUGGCUGAGAGAAUGAACAGAACCAUUGUUGAAAGAAUUAGAUGUAUGCUCUCUCAUGCAAAGCUGCCUAAGUCCUUUUGGGGUGAGGCAAUGAAGACUGCAGUUGCCAUGAUCAACCUUUCUCCAUCAGUUCCUCUUGAGUUUGAUGUUCCAGAUAGAGUUUGGAAAGGAAAGGAUGUUUUCUAUGCACACUUGAGAGUGUUUGGAUGCAGAGCAUUUGUACAUGUUCCAAGGGAUGAAAGGUCUAAGCUUGACAGCAAGACAAAGCAGUGUAUUUUCUUGGGCUCUGAAGAUGAUGAGUUUGGUUAUAGGUUGUGGGAUCCAAAGGAGAAGAAAAUUGUGAGAAGCAGAGAUGUUAUCUUCUUUGAAGAUCAAACCAUUGAAGACUUUGAACUGAAGGAGAAAACAGAGUCUACAACUUUUAUUCCAUCUAAUUCAAAUCCAAGACCUACUCCACAGUUACCUUUGAUGCUUGCUAAUCAUGGGGGAGACUUGCAAAAUGAUGAAAAUGAUGGUUUUCUUAAUGAGCCAUUAGUUGGUGAUCCUGAAUCAGCUAAUGAUGAUAUUGAUGUUAUUCCUGAACAGGUUAUGCAGGAAGCUCCAGAUGAGCCACAAUUGAGGAGGUCAACCAGACCUCGCCAACCUUCCACCAAAUAUUCUCCUCAUUAGUAUGUGCUAGUUACUGAUGGGGGAGAGCCAGAAUGCUUUGAUGAAGCUAUGUCACAUGAGAAGAAAAGUGAGUGGUUGCAAGCAAUGCAAGAAGAGAUGAAAUCCUUGCAUGAAAACCAUACUUUUGAGUUAGUGAAGCUUCCUAAAGGUAAGAGAGCACUCAAGAACAAAUGGGUGUUCAGGUUGAAAAUUGAUGAACAUUGCUCACAGCCAAGGUACAAGGCAAGAUUGGUUGUGAAAGGCUUCGGUCAGAAGAAAGGUAUUGAUUUUGAAGAAAUCUUUUCACCAGUGGUCAAGAUGUCUUCAAUUCGAGUUGUGCUUGGCUUAACUGCUAGUUUGAAUCUUGAAGUUGAGCAACUUGAUGUGAAAACUGCCUUUCUCCAUGGUGAUUUAGAUGAAGAAAUCUACAUGGAGCAGCCUGAAGGGUUUGAAGCAAAAGGCAAAGAGCAGUUAGUUUGCAAGUUGAAAAAGAGUCUAUAUGGGUUAAAGCAAGCUCCAAGACAAUGGUAUAAGAAGUUUGAUUCUUUCAUGGUGGAUCAUGGUUAUGACAGGACCACUUCUGAUCAUUGUGUAUUUAUGAAAAGGUUUCCAGAUGGAAACUUUAUUAUUCUCUUAUUGUAUGUGGAUGAUAUGUUGAUUGUUGGCCAUGAUGCUAAGAAGAUUCAGAUUUUGAAGGAAGAGUUAAGCAAGUCUUUUGCAAUGAAAGACUUAGAACCGGCAAAACAGAUUCUUGGCAUGAAGAUCACACGUGACAGGAAGAAGGAGAAACUUUGGCUAUCUCAGGAGAGAUAUGUCCAAAAGGUACUUGAGAGAUUCAACAUGAGCAACUCCAAACCGGUUUGUUCUCCACUUGCAAGCCAUUUUAAACUAAGUUCUAAGCAGUGUCCUUUAAGUGAUGAAGAAAGAGAUGAGAUGAAAAAGGUUCCUUAUGCAUCCGCAGUUGGUAGCUUGAUGUAUGCCAUGGUUUGCACAAGGCCGGAUAUAGCUCAUGCAGUUGGUGUGGUUAGUCGGUUCCUCUCCAAUCCUGGUAAAGAACACUGGUCAGCAGUGAAAUGGAUACUCAGGUAUCUCAAAGGUACUUCUAGUUUCAGCUUAUGUUUUGGUAAUGAUAAACCUGUGUUGGAUGGAUACACAGAUGCAGAUAUGGCUGGUGAUGUUGAUUCUAGAAAGUCCACAUCAGGAUACUUGAUGAAGUUUGCAGGGGGAGCAGUCUCAUGGCAAUCAAGGUUGUAAAAAUGUGUGGCAUUAUCCACUACUGAGGCUGAAUAUAUUGCUCUUACUGAAGGGGGCAAAGAGUUGUUAUGGAUGAAGAAGUUCCUACAUGAACUUGGCCUUGUUCAAGAGAACUUUGUGUUGCACUGUGAUAGUCAAAGUGCAAUCCAUCUCAGCAAGCAUCCUACUUUUCACUCUCGAUCAAAGCACAUUGAGGUUAGAUAUCAAUGGAUUCGAGAUGCUAUGGAGAUGAAGUCAUUUGUUGUUGAGAAGAUCCAUACCGAUAACAACGUGUCAGACAUGAUGACCAAACCUCUACCGAGAGAGAAGUUUGAGUUUUGCAGAAGGGAGGCAGGCUUGUCAGAGCCUCCUAAAUUGAAGCUUACAUGUUGAUCGCCAAUAUGGCGAAUUCCUCCCAUGGUGCGUGAGGGGGAGAUUUGUUGUGUGGUCCUGCACCAUGUGAUGGGGGGACCACCACAUUAAUUAAGGAGGCAGCUGGCUGCCUCUUUGGUUUAAAUUAAAUGUGUGGCUACUGUAGAUGGCAGUAGCAAAUUUGAACAAGAGAGCAGAGAAAAACCGAGAGAAAGAAAGAAGAGGAGGCAGCAGAGCAGUCUGUCUUCUUUCUUCGAUUUCCAGUUCGUUCACCGUUGGAUCGGGCUGAAAUUUGGACAACAGCUUCUAGACACGUUACUCUUCAUUAUGAACGGUUGGAUUGAAGAUUGGUGGUGUGGAAGCUGGUAGUUUUGACAGAAAACGGGGCUGUCAGUGU
Populus trichocarpa (black cottonwood) is the source of this 5286-nucleotide messenger RNA. RefSeq names its product 2-alkenal reductase (NADP(+)-dependent). NCBI's taxonomy places the organism in Eukaryota, Viridiplantae, Streptophyta, Magnoliopsida, Malpighiales, Salicaceae. The transcript is spliced from 2 exons. Gene Ontology annotation, molecular function: nucleic acid binding; 2-alkenal reductase [NAD(P)H] activity; zinc ion binding. Gene Ontology annotation, biological process: DNA integration. The coding region runs from base 1137 to 3305 and encodes 722 amino acids. The record is from RefSeq and is a predicted model, not a curated record.